Penicillium maclennaniae is the source of this 639-nucleotide messenger RNA. Its product is annotated as WD40 repeat domain-containing protein. The record is from RefSeq and is a predicted model, not a curated record. NCBI's taxonomy places the organism in Eukaryota, Fungi, Ascomycota, Eurotiomycetes, Eurotiales, Aspergillaceae. The transcript has 3 exons. The coding region runs from base 1 to 639 and encodes 212 amino acids. Gene Ontology annotation, molecular function: protein binding.
AUGGCGACCAAUUCCAACCGUGACUACUUCUUUCAGACGUCCGCUUCCCUUGACUUGCAGGAGCGGAAGGACGCCAAGUCCCAGAAUACCGAUGGAAACCCCAUUAGGCUACAGAGCAAGAUCCUGGCUGUCCGUGCCGAUCCGGUGAAUCAAGGCUCCAUCUACGUUGCGCAGAGUAAUGGCCUGGUGAGGAGAGUUGUUCUUGCGUUUGUUAACGAGUUGAAGACGGGUGAGACUUCCGCCCUUUAUAAAGGUCCUAUGGCCCCAGUCACCAGUGUCUGUCUUAGCCCAGAUGGCAAGCUCCUGUUCGCUGGAUGCUGGGACAAGUCCGUGUGGAGUUGGGACGUUGCCUCGGGUCAGUCUCGGCAGAAAUACGAAGGACAUUACGACUUUGUCAAGUCCGUUGUCAGUAUAAGACUGCAUGGAGACGACUUGCUCAUCUCCGGCAGUGCAGACGCACAGAUCCUUGUGUUCAAGAUUGCCAGUGGUGAACGGAUCGAGACAUUCAAGGACCACGCUCGCGGCAUUCAGGAUCUCGCUUUUGAUCCUGAGUCGGAUGAAUCUCAGCCGGUUCUGUUCAGCGCAGGAAGUGACCGUGAAAUCCGACAAUUCAAGAUCUUCGGGGUGGAGAGCCCGUAG